AUGACCCUGGCUGCUGAAGCUGGAGGAGCUCAUUCAGGAGCUAUUUUUGUCUAUGCAGCUGAUGAGCAAGAGUCAGUGCAGAAAAGGACUUUCACAAAAUGGAUCAAUACUCACCUGGCUAAGCGCAAUCCUCCCUUGCUGGUGAAUGAUCUGUUUGAAGAUAUCAAAGAUGGGGUAAUGCUAAUUGCCCUUUUGGAGGUUCUUUCAGGGCAGAAGCUGCCUUGUGAGCAGGGACGUCAGCUGAAGCGAAUUCACUGGGUUGCCAACAUUGGCACAGCUCUUAAGUUUCUAGAAGGAAGACGGAUUAAGCUUGUCAACAUAAACUCAACUGAUAUUGCUGAUGGCAGGCCUUCUAUUGUGCUUGGCUUGGUGUGGACCAUAAUUUUAUAUUUUCAGAUUGAAGAGCUUACCAGCAAUCUCCCACAGCUGCAGUCAUUGUCUAGCAGCGCUUCUUCUGUGGAGAGUGUUGUCAGUUCAGAAACUGCGAGUCCCCCAAGCAAACGGAAGGUGGUAACCAAGGUCCAAGGAAGUGCCAGGAAGGCUUUGUUAAAAUGGAUACAGUACACAGCAGCAAAGCAAGUUGGAAUUGAAAUCAAAGAUUUUGGACAAAGUUGGAGGAGUGGUGUUGCAUUUCAUUCCGUUAUUCAUGCUAUCCGCCCAGAUUUAGUGGACAUGGAGAAAGUGAGGGGAAGAUCAAAUAGAGAAAACCUGGAAAAAGCCUUCACACUCGCAGAAGCAGAACUAGGAAUUCCAAGGCUCCUUGAUCCAGAAGAUGUGGAUGUUGACAAGCCAGAUGAAAAGUCUGUCAUGACCUAUGUAGCCCAGUUUUUGAAGCACUAUCCUGAUCCUCAUCAUACAGUGACUGAUGUGCAGGACAAUGAUGAACUUCAAGCAAUCCCAACUUUUGUCAUUUCUUUUAUGAAAUUUAAGAAGGAAGACAGACUGAUGCUGAGAGACCUAAAAGUGUGGGCAGAACAAUUUGAAAGAGACUUAGCCCGAGCACAGGUGGCAGAAACAAGCUUACAGGAGAAAUACCAGUCAUUUAAGCAUUUCAGAGUACAAUAUGAGGUAAAAAGGAAGCAGAUUGAACUUGUAACCCAGUCAUUAAGGAAAGAUGGUAAAUUAUCACUUGAUCAAGCUAUGGUGAAGCAAGCAUGGGACAGAGUUUCUUCCAGGCUACUUGAUUGGCACAUACACCUUGAUAAAUCUCUUCCUGCACCUUUGGGUACCAUAGGUGAUUGGCUCUAUAGAGCAGAGGCUGCUCUGAGGGAAGAAGUAACUGUUCAGCAAACUCAUGAGGAAACGGCAAAUGUAAUACACCGGAAGCUUGAACAACUUAAGGAUCUGCUGAAAAACAUAGAUGGUCACAAAAAGGCAUUCCAUGAGAUCCACGGGGCCAGAUCUGUUAACGGAGUGCCUAUUCCACCUGACCAGUUAGAGGAUAUGGCAGAGAGGUUUAAUUUUGUUGUCUCUUCAUCUGAGCUCCAUCUGUUGAAGAUGGAGUUUCUGGAACUGAAGUACCGUCUACUGUCACUCAUAGUCCUUGCAGAAUCAAAGUUAAAAUCAUGGAUUAUCAAAUACGGAAGGCGAGAGUCGGUGGAACUACUUCUUCAAAAUUAUAUUUCUGUUAUUGAAAAUAGUAAGUUCUUUGAGCAAUAUGAAGUUACUUACCAGAUCUUGAAAACAGCAGCUGAAAUGUAUGCCAAAGCAAAUGGCUCAGUGGAAGAAGUUGAGAAUGUGAUGAAAUUCAUGAAUGAAACAACAGCACAGUGGAGGAACCUCUCGGUAGAGGUGAGAAGUGUAAGAAGUAUGUUGGAAGAAGUAAUUGCUAAUUGGGACAGAUACAGCAGCACUGUGGCAGGUCUACAAGCUUGGCUGGAAGAUGCUGAAAAAAUGCUGAAUCAGCCUGAACAUUCUAAAAAGGAUUUCUUCCGGCACUUACCUCAUUGGAUCCAACAGCACACAGCCAUGAAUGAUGCUGGUAAUUUUCUUAUUGAAACGUGUGAUGAGACCAUUUCCAGAGACCUUAAACAGCAGCUUCUGCUACUAAAUGGAAGAUGGAGAGAGUUGUUUAUGCAAGUUAAGCAGUAUGCUCGAGCAGAUGAACUGGACAAAAUGAAGAAGGAAUACUUGGAUGGUGUUGCCCACUUAACAGCUUUUAUUGAUGGUAGCAAUAGGAAAUUUUCAGUCCCUGUAGAAGUGUCCUUCCUUGAUGUCAAAAUGUUUGUACAAGAUUUAGAAAAUAUUAAGCAGAAAUUGCCUGCGAUGGAAGCUCAGUACAAAAUGGUUACUAGAACAGCGCAACUUGUUACGAAAGAAGUUUCCCAAGAGGAAGUGAAUGAAGUGCUUGGAACUUUGACAAGGAUCAAAGAGCAGCUGAGCAAGGUUAAGGAGUAUUCCUGUGCCCUGCUGUAUGAAUGCCAGCAUCUGCUGUCUCCACUGGAAGAACUGGAGAAACAAAUCACACAUUUUUAUGAAUCUCUUGAAAAAGUCAAUGAAAUAAUUUCUAUCCUGGAUCCUGAAGCACAACCUACAACUGUUCUUAAACAAAAAGCCCAAGAUUUGGUAGCUUAUCAAGAAAACUGCAAGAAAGAUUUGUCCCUGAUUGAGAGAAAUAGUCAGAGUAUCCUGCAGUGUGUGUCUUCGAGUGAAGUAUUACAGCAUUUCCACCAGUCAACAUUUCAGAAGAAAGUUACACAAGUUCAGCUUACUUUUCAGAAUAUGGUCAGGAAAGCUGGUGACUGGAGAAAAAACAUAGAAGCAAAUAGCCGUUUGAUGAAGAAAUUUGAGGAGUCUAGAACAGAACUGGAGAAAGUAAUACAGAUUGCCAAUUGUUGCUUAAAAGAAAAAGGAAAUCCUGAAGAACUUCUCAGGAAACACAGCGAAUUUUUUAACCAGUUGGAUCAGAGAGUCCUAAAUGCCUUUCUGAAAGCGUGUGAUGAACUUACUGACAUCCUCCCAGAACAAGAGCAGCACAACCUGCAGGAAGCUGUGAGAAAACUCCAUAGGCAGUGGAAGGAUCUUCAAACAGAAGCCCCAUAUCAUUUGAUCCACUUGAAGAUUGAAGUACAGAAAAGCAAGUUCCUGGUCACGGUGGAGGAGUGCAAAGCUGAACUAGCUCGACAGAACAAGGUGUUAUCAAGAGAAGGCAAUGAAAGGAUGAUCAAGGAACACAUGUUGUUCUUCGGUGACAAGGGAGCUUACCAGCUAUGUGAGAAAAGGCUACAACGGAUUGAAGAACUGUGCCAAAAACUGCCAGUUUCUGAUCCAGUGAGGGCUACAUUGGAAAGCAGCCAACGGAUCCUGAAGGAGCUGAAAUCCCAGAUAGACAGUACAUACGUAAAGCUAACAGAGCACUCGGACACCUGGAAGGGCUAUAAGAACAGAUUUUCUGAAUUGGCAAAUUGGAUUUCAUCAACAGAAAGAGAUCUAAAGAAGAUAAAGGAAAGUGUCAAUGAUACUGCCAAAUACAAGCAAUGUAAAGCAUCCGUGGGGGAAAUCAGGAAGCAUAUUAACAAGCAAGGAGAAAAUCACAGCUGGCUGAAAUCUAGACUUGCUGUUUUGACCACAGUAUGUCCUGAAAUGGAAGCCAAAAAGACAGAGGCUGAGCUUUGUAAACUUUCCAGUGACUUCAAGGGACUCCUAGAUUUGCUGGCUGAGAUUGAAAAGACAUUAGGCACUGUUGGAGACUGCAUCCAGUACAAAGAAGAAGUUAAAAGUGCAAUUGAAGACUUAAUCAGCAACUCUAAAGAAGCUCAAGCAGAGGCUGAAAAGAUCCUGGAUACAGAAAGUUUAUUACAAGCUCAGCAACUACUACUUCAUCAUCAGCAAAGGACAAGGAGACUCCGUGCAAAGAGGCAAGAUGUGCAACAGCAGAUUUCCCAAGCUAAACAGUUGCAGAUUGAAGGUGGACUGCCCAGCACAAUGCAAGAGGAUUUACAGAAGUUGGAAGGAACACUGGAGAACAUGCAGCAGACUAUGGAGAAACGUGAAGAGCAACUGCAGGUCACAAUAAAUAAAUGGGAGCAGUUUGAAAGGGACAAAGAAACAGUAGUAAAAUAUCUCAAUCAAGCAAGCUCUGCACUUGAACGUAUCUUAAACUUUAGCAGUUUAGAGAGCCUCUCUGCAGAACUGGAUCAGACAAAGGAACUUUCGAAACAGACUGAAGCAAUGGCAGUGCAGGCUGAGAAUUUGGUGAAGAAUUCUUCUGAGAUACAGCUUGGUUCAAAGAACAAGCAGUCCCUUCAACAGCAGGCAAAAUCAAUCCAAGAACAAGUGAAAAAAGUGGAAGUUACUCUUGAAGAAGAUAUUAAAAGCAUGGAAAUGGUGAAAAACAAGUGGGAUCAUUUUGGCAAUAAUUUUGAAGCUCUGUCCAUCUGGAUAGCUGAACAAGAAAAAGAACUGGAAACUUUGGAAACAUCAUCAUCUCCAUUGGACUUACAGAUCAGCCAAAUCAAGGUUAUUAAUAAAGAAAUAGAUGGUAAAAUAACCGGAAUCUCAAAACUAGAAGAGGAAGCCGAGUCUUUUUCCCAGUUUGUUACCUCUGGAGAAUGUGCACAUAUUAAAGCCAAACUGACUCAGGUCAAAAGGUAUUGGGAAGAGCUAAGAAAUCAUGCACAGAGACUGGAAGGAACAAUCACAGGGAAUGCAUCAGCACAGCAGAAAUACGAAGAAAGUCUUAAACAGGUGCAGCGGGCAGUGUCUGAAUUUGAAGCUAAGCUAGCUGACCCUCUCACAUCAUGCUCUUCAGCAGCAGCAACAUAUGCAGCCCUUCAGGAUUGCACGGACCUUUGUCAUGCUGUGGAAAAACUGAGCAACACUCUGGCCUCUCUCUCAACCUGUGCCCGAAAGGUGGCCAACAAAGAAAAAGCUGCUCAGGAGGUUAUAGCAUUACAGCAGAAAUAUGAAAAGGUGCUAGAAAAUGCUAAAGAGAAACAGACCUUAUUAGAGACUCUUCUGGCUCAGUGGCAGAAGCAAGAGAAGGAGCUGUCUGCCUUCCUGACCUGGUUGGAGGGGUGUGAAGCUACAGCCAGACCUUCAGAGAAGUAUGUUUCUGCUGACAGAGUUAAACUGGAAGGUGAACUGCAGUCACUGCAGGAUUUGCAAGCAGAUAUUGAGUCCCAUGCUUCAGUCUAUGCGAGCCUAUUACAGUUAAAUGAGUCACUCUUCCCAACAGCUUCCAAACAGUGUGUGAAAACAAUAAAAGAAAAAUUUGAAGAGCUGGAUGACAGGUGGAAAGCUUUACCACAAACUGUUCAUAAAAGGAUCAACUUCCUUCAGUCUCUUGUUGCUGAGCAUGGGCAGUUUGAUGAGCUCCUGCUCAGGUUUUCAGACUGGAUUAAGCAGUUUCUUGCUGAACUACAAGCCACUUCAGAGAUAAACACAGCUGAUCAACAACUAGCUGCAUCUCUCAAUAAGAACCACUCAAUGGAAGUUGAAAGUAAGAAACAGCAGUUACAAAGUCUGAAGGAACAUGUAGAUAAAUUGUGUUCUUUCAGCUGCCCAGAGGACCAGCAGACAUUGCAGGGAAAGACUGAAGAUUGCUUUCAGAUCUUCCAGGAGGCAAGACAAAUAACUUGUCAAAGACAAAAGGCUCUGGAUCAGCUGCGAGUAUUCCUGGAGCUCCAUAGUGCUGCAUCAGGAGUGCUCCACCAGCUGAGGCAGACAGUGGAGAAAACAGGAAAUAUGGAUAAAGCUAAAUCUGAAUUACUGGAGAAGGAAUUCAAUGAUGUUAUUCAAGAUCUUAACAAGCUGGAAUCUGUUGCCAUCAGUUUGGAUGGUUCCCUUACUAAGGCCCAGUAUCAUCUAAAACACAGCAUUUCUGAGCAGAGGAUCUCCUGCAGGGCUGUGGUGGAUAAUCUGUGCUUGGAACUGGAGGCAGUUCAAAACCUGCUGGGAACCAAACAGAGUGAGGCAGAAGCUCUUGGAGCCUUGCGAAGAUCUUUUAUGGAACGUAAGGAACAGCUACUGAAGAGUAUUGAAGAUACUGAAGAAAAGGCUGACAAGGAGGGCCUGAACGAGGCAACACUACAAGCCCUCCAGCAAAGAUUGAGGAUCUUUAACCAGUUAGAUGAAGAAGUGAAUUCUCACCAGCAUGAACUCCAGUGGCUUAUGGACAAAGCAAAACAAAUCGCCCAAAAAGAUAUUACACUUGCUCCUGAGAUUGACAAAGAGAUAAAUCGCUUAGAAUCUCUGUGGGAGGAUACCAAGAAAGUUAUACAUGAAAAAAAGGAGCAGUCCUGCAUUCUUAUCGAUCUGAUGAAGGAAUAUCAGAGCUUGAAGUCAACAGUAAUGAAAGUCAUAGACAGUGCUGACAGUGCUUCUGUCAUCAAAUCCAUUUGGAAGAAUCAUGAAGAUGUCAGGCGAACUUUAUCAAAACAUGAAGCUGCCAAGAAUGAUCUGAGUGAUAAACAAAAAGACCUGGAUACUUUCACCAAUAAAGGAAAACAUUUGUUAGCAGAACUGAAAAGAGUGCAUAACUGUGACUCCACUGCGGUAAAAACAGAUAUGAACUGUACAGUGGACAAAUGGCUAGAUGUGUCUGAAAGAAUUGAAGACAACAUCGACCGGCUGAGUGUAAGCGUGUCUCUAUGGGAUGACAUCCUGAAAACUGGAGAUGAAAUGGAUGGAUGGUGCAAUAAGUGCAUUUCUCAAAUGAAUGAAGGCAUCAGCAACUUGAGUAACAGUCAAAGAAUGGAGGUCCUCCUGAAAGACUUCCAGUCUGAAGUCAAGGAAAAAGAACUGAAGUUGGAGCAGCUUAGUUCCAAAAUUUCAGAUCUCAAAGAACUGACUCAUAGUCAAGAGCCUCCUGCAGAUCUCCAGUUUAUAGAAUCAGAUUUGAGGCAGAAGUUGGAACAUGCCAAAGAAAUGUCAGAGACAGCAAAAGAGACACUGAAAGAUUUCAGUACUCAGAAGAUGCAGUUACAGAAGUUUAUUGAUCAGAUGACAGACUGGUUAACGAAAGUGGAAGAGACACUGUUAAGCUGUGCACGUAACCUGGAUCCUGAAGCUCUAAACAAAGUGAAGGAAACACAAAAAGAUCUUCAGCUUCAGCAGAGCAGCAUUGACUCGACCCGUGAGAACCUCAACAGUCUGUGUCGCAAAUACCAUUCUGUAGAGCUGGAAACUCUUGGUGGCACUGUCACUUCAUUAAUAAAGAAGUAUGAAGCUGUGAAUCAGCUCUGUUCCAGAACACAGGCCAGCAUGCAAGAGUCCUUUGAAAAACAUUUCCUCUAUUCUAUGCAAGAAUUCCAGGAAUGGUUUUCUGGUGUGAAGGCUGCAGUAAAAGAAUCAUCUGACAGGUCUGGAGACAGCAAAGCCAUAGAGGCAAAGCUACAUGACUUGCAGAGUGUGUUGGAUUCUGUUAGUGAGGGACAGAACAAGUUAGACGCUGUCUGCAAGGAAGGAGAAGGUUUGUACGCUUGCUUACCCAAACCAGUUGUGAGCCAUAUUCAGGAGCAAAUAGCGAAGUCUAAGCAGAACUUCCAGGAGUUCCUCAACCAGUGUCUGAAUGAUAAGGCGGCCCUGGAAGCUUGUGCCUCACACCUGGGAAGCUUUGAAGAUCAGUACAAGAAACUUGGCCUGUGGAUACAUGACAUGGAAGAAAGAAUAAGCACAGAAGCAUUAGGAGAGAGCAAACAGCUUGUUCCUGAGAAGAAAAAGGAGGUGCAGAAAGUGGAAAAGUUCCUGGAAGAGUUACUGAAUUCAAGGGAACGUUUUGAUAAGCUGUCUCAAAUGGCACAGACUUUAAAUGAAGAAGGCCAUGGUGCAGGGAGGGAAGUGCGCCUGGCCUCUCAACAUCUCACCAAUUAUCAAAACAUGGUCAAAACUGUCAAGGAGAAGCUGCGAACAUGUCAGCUUGCACUCCAAGAGCAUCUCACUUUGGAGGAGGCAUUGCAGAGUAUGUGGUCAUGGGUCAAAGAGGUUCAAGAUAAACUGGCAUCAUCAGAGAGCACUGUUGGUAGCAAAGCCACACUAGAGAGACGACUGGCACAAAUUCAGGAGAUCCUCUUACUCAAAGGUGAUGGUGAAGUUAAGCUGAACAUGGCCAUUGGCAAAGGAGAACAAGCACUUAGAAGCAGCAAUGAGGAGGGACAAAAGGUGAUACAAACCGAGCUACAGACGCUGAAGGAUGUGUGGAACGACAUCAUCAGGACCUCAGUGAACUGGCAGAGCUGCCUAGAGUCUGUCAUUAGCCAGUGGAAUGAAUAUCUGGAAAGGAAAAACCAGCUGGAACAGUGGUUAGAGAAAUUGGAUCACAAAGUGGAACGGCCUUUAGAACCACAGAUUGGUCUGAAGGAGAAGUUUGCUCAGCUGGACCACUUCCAGGCUAUUGUUUCUGAGAUAGAGGAUCACUCUGGUGAUUUACAGCAACUCACUGAAAAAGCUGUGGAACUGUAUGAAAAAACAGAGGAUGAUUCUUUUGGAGAAGCAGCUCAAGAAGAAUUAAAAACACAGUUUAAUGAUAUCACAACUGUAGCCAAGGAGAAAAUGAGGAAAGUGGAAGAUAUUGUGAAGGAUCAUUUGCUAUACCUUGAUGCUGUGCAUGAAUUCACAGACUGGCUCCAUUCUGCAAAGGAAGAGCUGCACCGCUGGUCAGAUGCAUCUGGAGAUGAAUCAACCAUACAGAAAAAGCUGGCUAAAAUCAAUCAUGUCCGCGUGGAGCCCCGGGCCCCCGCCGCGCAGCGCAGCCCGCCCGCCGGCGGGUGCCAGCUGCUGGCCGCCGAGAUGCAGGCCCUGCAGUCGGACUGGAAGCAGUGGGAAGAGAGCGCCUUCCGGAGCCAGAGCCGCCUGCGGGAUGUGCUGAGCCAGAUGGCCCUGUCGGAGCAGGAGUUCGCGGCGCAGGUCGCGCAGCUGGAGGGGGCCGUGCAGCGGUUCGGCGGGCUGCUGGCCGCCUGGUCGCGGAGCCUGGUCCCCCUCGACAGCCGGCACACCGACGCCGAGGUCGUGGAAAGCUGGCGCAAGGAGAAAGAAACAUUGGAUGCUCUGGUAAAGUCUGAACAUAUGACAGAUGAGAUCAAAACUCAGUUAAAUGAUCUUUGUAGAUUUUCCAGAGAUUUGAGUACUCAUUCUUCAAAAGUUUCAGGGCUGAUUAAGGAGUAUAACAGCCUGUGCCUGCAAGCUUCAAAAGGAUGUCAAAGCAAAGAGCAGAUCUUGCAGCAAAGAUUUCGAACGGCUUUCAGGGACUUCCAGCAGUGGCUCGUCAAUGCAAAAGUCACCACAUCCAAAUGCUUUGACGUGCCUCAAAAUAUCAGUGAAGCUUCAGCAAGUCUGCAGAAAAUACAGGAAUUCUUGUCAGAAAGUGAGAAUGGGCAACAAAAACUAAACCUGGUAGCAUCCAAAGGAGAACUGCUCUGCUCUGUUUUACCAAAGGAAAAGGCUAAAGUUAUCCAGGACAAAUCUGCUACCGCUAAAGAAGACUGGAAAAAAUUUAUCGCCACCCUCCACCGUAAGGAAUCUGCAUUGGAGAACUUAAAGAUCCGGAUGAAGGACUUCGAAGCAACUGCUGAGCCUCUGCAAGAGUGGCUGACCACAACUGAGAGGAUGGUACAAGGAAGUAGCAGUCGGCUCCAUGAUCUUCCUUCCAAGAGGAGAGAACAGCAAAAAUUGCAGUCUGUCCUUGAGGAAAUAAGCUGCCACGAGCAUCAGCUCAACAGGCUAAAAGAGAAAGCUCAGCAGCUGUGGGAAGAGCAAGCUGUCAGCAAAAGCUUUAUGCGCAGGGUGUCUCAGCUGUCUUCUCAAUAUCUUACUCUAAGCAAUCUGACAAAGGAGAAAGUUUCCAGAAUGGAUAGGGUCGUAGCAGAGCACCAGCAGUUCUUGUACAGUGCCAAGGACCUCCAGGACUGGGUGGCUGAUGCAGUUCACAUGCUGGAUUCCUACUGUCGUCCCACUGCAGACAAGAGCGUGCUGGACAGCCGGAUGUUAAAGCUAGAGGGACUGCUAGCAGUGAAAGGAGAAAAAGAAAUCCAAAUGAAAAUGGUUCUGACAACAGGAGAAUCUGUUCUGCAAAAUACUUCUCUGGAGGGAGUACCAGUGAUUGAACAGCAGUUGCAAACCCUGAAGGACAGCUGGGCUUCUCUUCUGUCUGCUUGCAUCCAGUGCAAGAGUCAACUGGAAGGAGCUCUCUCCAAAUGGACAAGUUACCAGGAUGAUGUUCGUCAAUUUUCCAGCUGGAUGGAUAAAGUAGAAGCAAGUAUGAACGCUUCUGAAAGGCAGUAUGCUGAACUGAGGGAAAAAACAGCUGCCCUUAGCAAAGCAAAGCUACUGAGUGAAGAGGUGUUGAGUCACAGCAGCCUGUUGGAGACAAUUGAAGUGAAAGGAAGUGGGAUGGCUGAGCAUUAUGUCACUCAGCUGGAACUCCAGGACCUUCAGGAGCGGUAUAAGUUCCUCAAAGACAGAACAAGGGAGGCAGUAACAAAAGCUGAAGGACUGCUUAACUUACAUCAAGAGUACCAAAGAAAUCUGAAGACCUUUGAAGUAUGGCUGGAGAAGGAACAGGAAAAACUUGACUGUUUAUCACAUCUUGAUGGUGAUGCCCAGAAACAGGAGGCAACACUCCGAGACUUACAGGAGCUGCAGGUCCAUUGUGCAGAAGGACAAGCAUUACUGAAUGCUGCUGUCCAUGCCAGAGAGGAGGUGAUUCCCUGGGGCAUUCCCCAGAUAGAAGACCGAGCCCUGGAAUCCUUACGGCAGGAUUGGCAAGUUUAUCAGCACAGGCUUUCUGAAGCAAGAAGCCAAUUAAAUGCCACUGUGAGCAGACUGAGAUUAAUGGAGAAAAAAUUUCAGAAGGUUAAUGACUGGCUAACAGAUCUGGAGAAGAAAGUUGCUAUCAGGACUGGGAGGCAGUCUGGUAGAGCAACAAAGGAGAUGCAGCUUCAACAAAUGAAGAAGUGGCAUGAAGAAAUUACAAUCUACAAAGAUGAUAUGGAGGAAGUUGGGGUAUUGGCUCAGCAAAUGCUAGAGGAAAGUCUCACUGCAAGUCGAAUGGGAAGCCAGGCUACACAGCUUACAUCUCGCUACCAAACUCUUCUUCUUCAUGUCUUGGAGCAAAUCAAGUUUCUGGAAGAAGAAAUACACUGUAUGGAGGAGUCAGAACUGGCUUUUAGUGCUUACACAAAUUGGUACGGAGCUACUAACAAGAACUUCAGAAAUGCAAUCACCAAGUUUGACGUGGUUGAUAAAACAGCAAUGGAGAAAAAAGUGCAGAAACUAGAGCUGCUAUUGGGUGAUAUGGACGUAGGCCACAGUUUACUGAAAUCUGCCCGUGAGAAGGGGGAGCGAGCAAUAAAGUACAUGGAAGAAAAUGAAGUUGACCAGUUAAGAAAAGAAAUUGGAGAUCAUGUAGAACAGCUUGAAGAGCUGGCUGGCUCCAUCAGAAAAGAGCACAUGACUUCAGAGAAAUGCCUUCAGCUGGCAAAGGAGUUCUCAGAUAAGUACAAGGCACAGACUCAGUGGGUCAUGGAGUACCAAGCCAUGUUACGUGCUCCAGCGGAGCCAAAGAGCGAACUCUAUGAGAAGAAGGCCCAGUUGUCCAAAUACAAGUCCAUGCAUCAGACUGUUCUGUCCCAUGAGCCUUCAAUAAAAUCAGUGAUUGAAAAGGGAGAAGCACUUUUUGAUCUGGUGAAUGACGUGACUCUGAAGAACAACAUUCAAGACCUUCAGAGCAGUUACCAGGAACUCUGUGGUGCAACAAAGGCAUAUGUUGAAACCUUAGAGGUGAGAGUAAAAGAACAUGAAGAUUACAACAGUGAUUUGCAAGAAGGGGAGAAAUGGUUAUUACAUAUGUCCAGCAGGCUGGUCAGCCCUGACCUCAUGGAGAAUAACAAUCUUGAAACAAUCACUCAGCAGCUAGCUAACCACAAGGCUAUCAUGGAAGAAAUUGCAGGAUUUGAAGAUCGUUUGAACAAUCUUAAGAGUAAAGGUGAUUACUUGAUCAAUCAAUGCACAGAACACCUUCAAGCAAAAUUUAAGCAAAACAUACAAAGCCAUCUUCAGGGGACAAAGGACAGCUAUUCUGCCAUAUGCAGCACAGCCCAGAGAGUGUACCAGAGUUUGGAAAAUGAACUCCAGAAGCAUGUUAAUCAUCAGGAUACCCUACAACAGUGCCAGACUUGGCUGUCUACAGUGCAGUCAGAGCUAAAGCCAACUACCUGGCCACCUUUCAGCCUGGCAGAUGCAGUUAAACAGGUGAAACAUUUCCGGGCUCUGCAGGAGCAGGCCAAUACAUACUUGGAUCUUUUGUGCUCCAUGUGUGAUCUGUCAGAUGCCACAGUGAAGAGUACAGCAACAGAUAUUCAACAAACAAAACAAACGAUUGAGCAACAGAUAAUGCACUCACAGUAUUUGGCUCAAGGUUGGGAAGAGAUCAAACAAAUGAAGGCUGAGCUCUGGAUAUAUUUCCAGGAUGCAGAUCAACAACUACAGAAUUUGAAAAGGAGACGGGCAGAGUUGGAGCUAAACAUUGCCCAGAAUAUGGUACUCCAGGUUAAGGAAUUCAGUCAGAAGUUGCAGUCUAAGCAGUCAGCUCUUACAUCUGUGACUGAGAAGAUGAACAAACUAACCCAAGGACAGGAAUCACCUGAACACAAGGAAAUAGGAGAGCUGAGUAACCAGUGGCUGGACCUCUGCCUUCAGGCACACAGUUUGCUCAUACAGAGGGAGGAGGAUCUGCAGAGGACGGGGGAUUAUCACGAUCGCAUGAAUGUAGUUGAAGUUUUCUUGGAAAAGCUCACAAAAGAGUGGGACAACCUGGCUAGAUCUGAUGCUGAAAGUACAAAUGUGCACCUUGAAGCUUUGCAAAAAUUGGCACUGACACUAGAGGAAAGGAGAUUUGCUCUGGAAGAUUUGAAAGAUCAGAAACAGAAAAUGAUAGAACAUCUGAAUCUUGAUGAUAAAGAAUUAGUAAAGGAGCAAUUUGGUCACUUUGAGCAACGCUGGACUCAGCUGGAGGACCUUGUCAAAAGGAAAAUUCAAGUUUCUGUUUCAACCUUAGAAGAGCUCAGUUUGGUGCAUUCCAAAUUUCAGGAACUAAUGGAAUGGGCAGAGGAGCAGCAACCUAGUAUCUCAGAGGCUCUUAAACAGAGCCCUCCUCCAGAUCUGGCUCAGAGUCUUCUUGUGGAUCAUCUUACCAUUUGCAGCGAGCUUGAAGCCAAACAACUUGUUCUGAAGACGCUUGUGAAGGAUGCUGACAGGGUGAUGACCAACCUAGGGCUCAAUGAAAGGCAGGAGCUGCAGAAAGCACUUUCUGAUGCACAGCACCAUGUAGAUUGUCUCAGCAAUCUGGUUGGCCAGAGAAGAAAGCACCUGAAUAAAGCACUGUCUGAAAAGACUCAGUUUCUUAUGGCAAUCUUUCAGGCUACAAACCAAAUUCAGCAGCAUGAGAAGAAGGUAACUUUUCCAGAACACAUUUGUCUGUUGCCGGAAGAUGUGAACAAACAGAUCAGGACUUGUAAGAAUGCCCAGGCUAACCUGAAGGCCUAUCAAAAUGAAGUCACGGGGUUGUGGGCCCAAGGAAGGGAUUUAAUGAAAGAAGCAACAGAACAAGAAAAGAGUGAAGUGUUAGGUAAACUGCAAGAACUACAGAAUGCGUAUGACACUGUUUUACAGAAGUGUAACCAGAGAUUGUUAGAACUAGAGAAAAAUAUAGUUUCCAGGAAAUAUUUCAAAGAAGACUUGGAUAAAGCUUGCCAUUGGCUAAAACAAGCUGAUAUUGUCACAUUCCCAGAAGUCAAUGUAAUGAAUAGUAACACUGAACUAUACACGCAGUUGGCAAAAUAUCAACAGAUUCUUGAGCAAUCUCCAGAAUAUGAAAAUCUGUUACUUGCGCUGCAAAGAGAUGGCCAAGAAAUCCUGCCAUCACUUAAUGAAGUGGAUCAUUCUUAUCUGGAUGAAAAACUUAACAUUCUCCCUCAGCAAUUCAAUAUUGUCACUGCUCUGGCAAAAGAAAAAUUAUAUAAGGUUCAGGAAGCAAUUUAUGCCAGAAAAGAGUAUGCCUCUCUGAUUGAGUUGACAAGUAAAGCUCUGACUGAGCUAGAAGAUCAGUUUAUUAACAUGGACAAAGCUCCAGCUGCUGUUUUAGCCAAAGAAGCUGUGUCACUCCAGCAGGCCUACAGAGAUCUCUUAGGUGAAGUGAUGAGCCUUGGUGCAGCAGUGGAUGAACUAAACCAGAAGAAAGAAGGCUUUCGAAGCACUGGCCAGCCAUGGCAAGCAGAUGAGAUGUUAAAACUCGUCACUCUAUAUCACAAGUUGAAGAGGCAAAUAGAACAGAAAAUCAACCUGUUGGAAGACACAAUAGAAGCGUGCCAAGAGCAUGAGAAAAUGUGUAUGCAGUUUGAGGCGCAACUAGAGGCAGUGAAGAAGGAACAGAUUAAGGUAAAUGAAGAAACGCUCCCAAUAGAAGAAAAGUUGAAAAUAUACCAUUCUCUGGUGGGCAGCUUGCAAGACCUGGGGAGUCUUCUGAAGCGAAUAACUGAACAUCUGGAAGCCCUUUCUCCUCAGCUUGACUCAUCUGCGUGUGAGACAGCAAAUCACCAAGUGCAGUCUUGGCAAGAGAAACUAAAGUCUUUGCAUGCUGCCAUUGGUGACACUGUGAUGGAGUGUGAGAACAGACUUGUGCAAAGCAUAGACUUCCAGACAGAAAUCUGCCGCUCACUCGACUGGUUGAGAUGGGUGAAAACAGAACUUAAUGGAACAUUAAGUUUGGACCUCAAACUGCAAAGCAUACAAGAAGAAAUCCGAAAGGUUCAGAUACACCAGGAAGAAGUGCAGUCGAGUCUGAGAAUAAUGAAUGCACUGAGCAAUAAAGAGAAAGAGAGAUAUAUGAAAGCAAAGGAGCUGAUACCUGCUGACCUGGAAAACACUCUUGCUGAGCUGACAGAACUAGAUGGUGAAGUUCAAGAAGCUAUACACAUGAGACAGGCUACCUUGAAUAAAUUAUAUAGCCUCUGCCAAAGAUACUACCAAGUGAUGCAGAUAGCAAAUGACUGGCUUGAAGAUGCUCAGGAAUUUCUACAUUUAGCAAGAAAUGGUCUUGAUGUUGAGAACUCUGAGGAGAACCUAAGGAACCACAUUGAAUUUUUCAGCACAGAAAGUCAGUUCAGUAAUCAUUUGAAGGAGUUACAGGGCCUUGUGUCUGAGAUAGAGCCCUUUAUCCAAGCCACAGCAAGAGAGCAGCUGAUGCAGAAUGUAGCUGCAUUGGAGGAAAAGGCCAAAGUGACAAAGCAAGAAGCCAAAUCCCAACAAGAGCAGUUGCAAAGGUGUGCUUCUGAGUGGCAGGAAUACCAGACAGCAAGACAGAAGGUUAUUGAAGUGAUGAAUGAGGCUGAGAAAAAAUUAUCUGAAUUCUCGGUAGCUAAAGCUGCUUCUUCUCAUGAAGCAGGAGAGAAAUUGCUAACACAUAAGACUCUUGUGUCUGUAGUGAAUUCUUUCCAUGAGAAGAUCACAGCCUUAGAAGAAAAGGCUUCACAGCUGGAAAAAGUUAGCAAUGAUGCCAGUAAGGCAACUAUAAGUAGAUCCAUGACAACGGUUUGGCAGCGCUGGACGCGGCUCCGGAAUGUAGCCCAAGAACAAGAGAAAAUUUUGGAAGAUGCAGUGCAGGAAUGGAAGGACUUUAAUGAUAAGAUUCAGAAAGCCACCAUAGCCAUAGAUCAGCUACAAGGUCGCUUACCAGAAAGCUCAGUGGAAAAGGCAUCCAAGACAGAGCUCCUGGAACUCCUGGAUUACCACAGCAGUUUCCUUCUGGAGGUGGAGCACCAGCUGUCAUCUUUGGGCCUCCUCAAACAGCAUGCUGUCAGCAUGCUUCAGGAUGUGGAAAUAAAGCCUCCAUCUCAGGAGGAACUACCAGUCAUGCAAGAAAUCAAAGCAAUGCAAGAUCGAUGCCACAAUAUGCAACAGAAGGUGAAAAAAGGUGUGAAGAUGGUGAAACAGGAGCUGAAGGAGCGGGACGAGGUUGAAGCAAAGAUUAAUAGUGUGGAGUCCUGGAUCCAGGAAACAAAAGAAUAUUUAUUAAGCCCUGAUGUAGAAGUGGAUACUCAACUUCAGGAGUUGCAGUCUCUCCUUGGUGAAGUAACUACUCAUCGCCAGGCUGUUGAAAAAAUGACUGAACAACAACAGAAUAAGUAUUUGGGGCUUUAUACCAUUUUGCCUUCUGAACUCUCUCUUCAUUUAGCAGAAGUUGGGCUGGCCCUUGUAACUGUGCAAGAUCAGAUUGAAACCAAAGAAAGAGAAACUCAGCAGAUCAAAACAUUGAAUCAAGAGUUCAGUCAGAAAAUCCAGGGGAUAGCAAAUGAACUAAAUGCCAUUCUUUCCAAACUGAAAAAGAAAACAAAUGAUAUAGCACAGGCUAAACUUGAACAAAAGAUCCUCGGUGAAGAGUUGGACAGCUGCAAUAUAAAGCUGUUGGAAUUAGAUGCAUCAGUCCAGGACUUUGCAGAGCAGAACGUACUGCUGGCUAAGCAGCUGGCUAACAGGAUAGGGAAACUCACUGCAUUGCACCAACAGACCAUACAGCAGGCUGAGUACAGAGCAGUCAAGCUCAGUCAGGCUGCUUCACACUUGGAAGAAUACAAUGAGAUGUUGGAGUUCAUAUUGAAAUGGAUCGAGAAAGCAAAUAUCCUAGUGCAUGGUAGUAUAACAUGGAAUUCUUCCUCUCAGCUUCGUGAUCAGUUUAAAGCCUACCAGACUAUGCUUGAUGAGUCCGGGGAGAUUCAUGGUGAUCUUGAGGCCAUGAGUGAGAGGAUUGAGUAUCUGGCAAGUGUAUACUGCACUGAAGGAAUGUCACAGCAAGUGCUGGAACUGGGGCGGCGGACAGAGGAAUUACAGCAAAUUAUCAAAUUGCGGCUACCAAAUCUCCAAGAUGCUGCCAAGGACAUGAAGAAAUUUGAAGUUGAGUUGAGAGCCCUGCAGGCUGCUCUGGAGCAAGCCCAAGCCACACUGACCCCUCCGGAGCUUGGGCAUUUGAGCCUGAAAGAGCAACUUUCUCACAGACAGCAUCUAUUGUCUGAAAUGGAGUCACUGAAGCCAAAAGUUCACGCAGUACAAGUCUGUCAGAGUGCCCUGAGGAUUCCUGAAGAGGUGGUCACCGGCCUGCCAAUGUGCCACAGUGCCCUCCGCCUCCAGGAGGAGGCCAGCCGCCUGCAGCACACUGCCAUUCAGCAGUGCAACAUCAUGCAGGAAGCAGUGGUUCAGUAUGAGCAAUAUGAGCAAGAAAUGAAACAUUUACAGCAAAUGAUAGAGAGUGCCCAUCGUGAGAUCCAAGACAAGCCAAUAGCAACCAGCAAUAUCCAGGAACUCCAGGUCCAGAUUUCGCAUCAUGAGGAGCUGGCUCAGAAGAUCAAAGGAUACCAGGAGCAAAUUGCUUCUUUGAAUUCGAAGUGCAAGAUGCUGACAAUGAAAGCGAAACAUGCCACCAUGCUGCUGACAGUGACAGAAGUGGAGGGGCUUUCAGAGGGAAUGGAGGAACUGGAUUCAGACCUGCUCCCAACACACCCUGCUCAUCCCUCGGUGGUUAUGAUGACUGCUGGUCGCUGUCACACGCUGCUCUCCCCUGUCACUGAGGAGUCUGGGGAGGAGGGAACCAACAGUGAGAUUUCUUCUCCACCUGCCUGUCGCUCUCCCUCACCUGUGGCUAAUACAGAUGCUUCUGUUAACCAGGACAUUGCUUAUUACCAAGCCUUAUCUGCUGAACAGUUGGCCUUAUCUGCUGAACAGUUGCAGACAGAAGCUGCUAAAAUUCAACCCAGCACUUCAGCCAUUCAGGAGUUUUAUGAACCAGGCUUGGAAUCAGCUGCUAGUGCCAAAUUGGAUGAUUUGCAACGUUCUUGGGAAACGCUGAAAAAUGUGAUCAGUGAAAAGCAGCGCACCCUCUAUGAAGCUCUUGAGCGUCAACAGAAAUAUCAGGACACGCUCCAGUCUAUAUCCACAAAAAUGGAGACCACUGAGAUCAAACUAAAUGAGAGUCUGGAACCAGCCAAAAGCCCGGAGAGCCAGAUGGCUGAACAUCAGGCUUUGAUGGAUGAGAUUUUAAUGUUACAAGAAGAAAUCACUGAGCUUCAGACAUCAUUAGCCCAGGAGCUGGUUUCAGAACCACUGGAUACAGAAGCUGCUGAUCAGCUGGCAUUGCAAUCCACUCUCACAGUCUUGGCAGAGCGAAUGGCCACAAUUCGAAUGAAGGCAUCAGGAAAACGACAACUAUUAGAGGAAAAACUGAAUGAGCAGCUGGAAGAACAGCGGCAAGAGCAGGCUCUUCAAAGGUACCGUUGUGAAGCUGAUGAGCUUGACCACUGGCUACUCAACACCCGAGCCACACUGGACACCACUCUGGUUACUGCUGAGGAACCUAUGGAUAUGGAAGCACAGCUGGUAGACUGUCAGAACAUGCUGGUUGAAAUAGAGCAGAAGGUGGUAGCCUUGUCAGAGUUGUCUGUGCACAACGAAAACUUGCUUAUGGAGGGGAAGGCUCACACCAAGGACGAGGCAGAGCAGCUGGCUGUGAAGCUCAGGACGCUGAAGGGCAGCCUUCUGGAGCUGCAGAGAGUGCUCUAUGACAAACAGAUCAACAUACAGGGAUCAUUACAAGAAAAGGAGGAGAGUGAUCUGGACUUUGUUUCCUCACAAAGCCCCAGUGUCCAAGAAUGGCUGGCGCAAGCAAGAACUACUCGUUCACAGCAGCAGCAGAGCACUCUGCAGCAACAGAAAGAGCUGGAACAAGAGCUAGAAGAGCAGAAGAAUCUGCUUCGGUCAGUAGCAUGCCGUGGAGAAGAAAUCCUAACACAGCAAGGUGCUCCAGAAGGCCUAUGUAUAAGGUGUGCUUUCAUGUGUUCUUCUGCAAAUGAGAAGCCUGAUACACUCUCUGAGGAAUUAGGCUUGGAAGGUGAGAAGCCAUCACCUGAAGAACAGAUGAAGAUGAAAUGGGAAAGCCUGAACCAGGAAUUCAAUACCAAGCAGAGACUGCUCCAGAAAGCUUUAGAACAAGAACAGCUGCAGCUUUAUAGCAGACCAAACAGACUGCUACCUGGGAUGCCUUUGUAUAAGGAGGAAGGACAGAAUGAGGAUAAAUCCUCAGUGUCACCAGUAUUGGUUGAAUUGAAUCAGGCCUUUGAAGAUAUGUCAUCUGAGGCUGGACGGGUGGAGGAGAGCCUGCAUCUUGAACAGAAGCUGUAUGAUGGUGUCACAGCCACUUCCUUGUGGCUAGAUGGUGUGGAAGAACAGGUCUUUGUUGCCACAGCUCUGUUGCCAGAGGAAGAAACAGAAACAUACCUCUGCAAGCAAGAGUCUCUUGCCAAAGAAAUCAAAGAGAUAACAGAAGAAAUGGAUAAGAACAAGAGUCUGUUUGCUCAGAUAUUUCCUGAGAAUGGUGAUAAUAGGGAUAUUAUAGAAGACACUUUGGAUUGUCUCCUGAGAAGACUGACCUUGCUGGAGUCAGUAGUAAACCAGAAAUGCCACCAGGUGAAAGGAAGGCUCCAGCAAAUAGUGACUUUCAAGAAUGAUCUGAAGCUCCUGUUUACAUCGGUGGCUGAUAACAAAUAUUUAGUUCUACAGAAACUAGAAGAGGCUGUUAAGAGACCAGAAACAGAACAAAUGCAGGUCAUACUGCAGGCAGAAGAAGGUUUGAAGGAACUAGAUACUGGAAUCAAUGAAUUAAAGAAACGUGUAGACAAGCUACAAAUUGACCAACCUUCUGUGCAAGAGCUGUCUAAGAUCCAGGAUAUGUAUGAUGAGUUGAUGAUGAUCAUUGGAUCCAGACGGAGUGACCUGAAUCAGAAUCUGGCUCUUAAGAGACAGUAUGAACGGGCUUUGCAGGACCUGGCUGACCUGUUAGAAACAGGCCAAGAAAAGAUGGCUGGUGACCAGAAAAUGAUUGUUGCUUCUAAGGAAGAGGUUCGAUCACUACUUGAGAAACAUAAGGAAUAUUUUCAGGGGUUGGAAUCUCACAUGAUCCUGACAGAAACGCUCUUUAGAAAGAUGAGUAGCUUUGCCCUCUUGAAGGAAACUCAGUCACAUUCAGAGCUAAUGACACAAGCUUCAGCUGUGUUAAAGCUGGCUCAUAAACGAGGUGUGGAGCUGGAAUACAUUCUAGAGACCUGGAUGUGUCUAGAUGAAGAUUACCAGGAACUUACCAGACAGCUGGAGUCUGUUGAAAGUAGCAUCCCCACUGUUGGUUUGGUGGAAGAGACGGAGGACAGGCUUACAGACCGGAUUACACUUUUUCAGCAUCUGAGAGCUGACCUGACUGAAUACCAACCUAAAUUAUAUCAAGUGCUAGAUGAUGGGAAAAGGCUCCUCUUUUCUGUUAGCUGCUCAGAUCUUGAAAGUCAACUGAACCAACUUGGAGAACGCUGGUUAAGUAACACCAGCAAGGUUACCAAGGAGCUUCACAGGCUGGAGACAAUACUGAAGCACUGGACAAGAUAUCAGAGUGAAUCAAGAGAACUGACACAUUGGUUACACUCUGCAAAGGAGCGACUUGAGUUUUGGAGCCAGCAGUCUUUGACAGUUCCUCAGGAACUGGAAACAGUCCGAGACCACCUGAACUCCUUUUUGGAGUUUUCAAAAGAAGUUGAUGCUAAAUCAUCACAGAAAUCCUCUGUCCUGAGCACUGGGAACCAGCUCCUCAGGCUGAAGAAGGUGGAUACAGCAGCACUGCGUGCGGGAUUGUCCCAUAUUGACAGUCAGUGGACAGAGCUGCUCACACAAAUCCCAGCAGUACAAGAGAAAUUGCACCAGCUCCAGAUGGACAAAAUUCCUUCUCGCCAUGCUAUCACUGAAGUUAUGAGCUGGAUUUCCCUG
This is a messenger RNA of Nipponia nippon (crested ibis), 20784 nucleotides long. NCBI's taxonomy places the organism in Eukaryota, Metazoa, Chordata, Aves, Pelecaniformes, Threskiornithidae. The record is from RefSeq and is a predicted model, not a curated record.